This is a messenger RNA of Pectinophora gossypiella (pink bollworm), 5062 nucleotides long. RefSeq names its product protein slit (gene sli). Gene Ontology annotation, molecular function: Roundabout binding; calcium ion binding; heparin binding. The coding region runs from base 177 to 4697 and encodes 1506 amino acids. The transcript is spliced from 37 exons. The record is from RefSeq and is a predicted model, not a curated record. Lineage: Eukaryota; Metazoa; Arthropoda; Insecta; Lepidoptera; Gelechiidae. Gene Ontology annotation, biological process: axon guidance; negative chemotaxis.
CCGUCGAGACGGUUGUGUCGGCGCCAUUUUGGAAAAUUAAAAAUCGUGUUGUGUUGAAAAAUACUGACCAGUGCUGUUACUCAAAGUGUGUGGUUAAAAUACUGUUUUAUUUGAGUGCUAUUCAGUGGUUUUUCAUCGAUUUUUAAGGUUCAACAAUGACGUAAGCAGCCAACACGAUGUUGCGUGCACUUCUCUCCUGCGUAAGCGCACUAUGCCUGGUGAGCUAUGUUCACGCAUGCGCGUGGGCGUGCUCGUGUCGACCCGGCGCCGCCGACUGCGCACACCGGGCCCUGCUGCACGUGCCCAAACGGGUGCCCACUGACGCCCAGAGGCUAGACCUGCAAGGGAACAACAUCACCAUAAUUUUUCAGAGUGACUUCCAGAACUUGAAGGACCUCAAAAUAUUACAAUUAUCAGAAAACCAGAUUCACACAAUCGAGAGAGACGCGUUUUUGGAGCUCAACGGUUUAGAAAGACUGAAACUGAACAAUAAUCGACUGGGACAGUUGCCCGAUGGCCUUUUCAUGAGAAUGAGACACCUUCAAAGAUUAGACUUGAGUCGUAAUGAGCUGACUGCAAUAUCACGGCGUACCUUCCGCGGUCUAUCUACCCUGAAGAGUCUGCACCUCGAUGGAAACCAGCUCAAAUGUGUGGACGAGAAGGCUCUCGAGCAUUUGAAGAGCUUGGAAGUUUUGACCUUGAACAACAACAAUCUGACGUAUCUGUCGGUGGAGCCUGCGGCGGUGACGCGUCUGCACACGCUGCGGUUGACAGACAACCCGCUGGUGUGCGACUGUCGCGUCGCGCGGCUCGCGAGCGCCGUGCGCGCCGCUGGGAUCCUAGGAGUCGGUGCCAGAUGUCAAGCCCCUGCAGCUUUGAGGGGGGGUCUGCUGACAGAUUUGGAGCCGCACGAGCUUAUAUGCAGCGGGCCAACGACUGCGAUCCAGGCGGAGUGUUCUGCGGAGCCUCGCUGCCCACCCCCGUGCCGCUGCACGCCCGAGGGUACGGUGGACUGCCGGGAGAAGCUGCUCACAGAACUACCCGCUUCCAUACCGCAUCGCGCCACUGAGAUCCGCCUAGAACAGAACGAGAUAACGGAGGUCGGCGCGGGCGCAUUCGCCAGCGUGAAGCGGGUCGCGCGCAUCGACCUCUCGAACAACAAGAUUGUGAAGUUAGCCGCAGACGCGUUUGGCGGGCUCACGCACCUCACUUCACUGGUCCUGUAUGGAAACAAAAUCAAGGAUUUGCCCUCUGGGAUAUUUCAUGGGCUGGCGUCGUUGCAACUACUGUUACUGAACUCUAACGAAAUAACCUGUGUCCGCAAAGACACGUUUCGGGAUCUACAGAACCUGAAGUUAUUGUCGCUCUAUGACAAUAACAUCAGAUCGCUACCAAAUGGAACUUUCGACGCUUUGACUGGGAUCCAAACGUUACAUCUCGGUCGGAACCCAUUCUCGUGCGACUGCUCGCUGCGCUGGCUGGCGGCGUACCUGCGCAAGAACCCCAUAGAAACCUCCGGGGCCAAGUGUGAGGCCCCCAAGCGGAUGAGCCGCAAGAGGAUCGACGCCCUCCGAGAGGAAAACUUUAAGUGCAAACCCGGCGAGGAGCCCCCGAACGCAUGCGGCGCGCUGGCGGCGUGCCCGGCGGCGUGCGCGUGCGAGUACGCGGCGCGCGCCGUCAGCGUCAGCUGCGCGCGCGCCGCGCUCGUGGACCUGCCAAGGGACCUGCCGCUCAACACGGACAGCUUAAUAAUGUCGGAUAACAACCUUGGACAGAUCAAGUCAGAUGGACUCUUCGGCAGGUUACCAGACUUGAAUAAACUGGACUUCAGAAACAACGGUAUAACGGUGAUAGAAGACAAUGCAUUCGACGGUGCUGCCAACAUUCAGGAGUUACUGCUGGACGGGAACCUACUGCAGACUAUCACGGACAAGAUGUUCUUUGGUCUACACAGCCUCAAUGUCUUGUCCUUGUCAAAUAACAAGAUCCGAUGUAUCACUCCUGGCGCCUUCGACCAUCUGACCAUGCUGUCUACACUGCGGCUGGAGGCCAACCCGCUGUCGUGCACGUGCCACCUCUCCUGGCUGGCGGCGUGGCUGCGCGCGCGCCGCCUAGCCCCCCUGGCCGCGUGCGGCGCGCCCGCCGCGCUGCACGGCGCCGGCCUGCACCACCUGGACCUGGCCGACUUCAAGUGCACCCCGGAAGACAAAGGCUGCCUGUCCCCGGACUACUGCCCAGCCCCGUGCGCGUGCACCGGCACGGUGGUGCGCUGCUCGCGCGCACAGCUCACCGCGCUGCCCGGCAACAUACCGCGCCAGACCACCGAGCUGUAUCUGGAAUCGAACGAGAUAACAAGCAUCUCCCCGGAGCAGAUCCGCCACCUGACGCAACUGACGCGGCUGGACCUUUCCAACAACAAGGUCUCCGUGCUCGCCAACAACACCUUCGAGGGACUCCACAAGCUGUCCACCCUCAUAGUGAGCUACAACAAGCUGCGAUGCGUGCAGAGAGACGCCCUGAAGGGUCUGACACAGCUGCGCGUGCUAUCGCUACACGGGAAUAACAUCUCCAUGCUGGCUGACGGGGUGUUCAGGGACCUGGAGUCCAUCUCACAUGUUGCUCUCGGCUCGAACCCCCUCUACUGCGACUGCAACGCCCGCUGGCUCUCCGAAUGGGUGAAGAGUGCUGGGGAGUACGUGGAACCGGGAAUCGCUCGAUGUUCAGAACCCGCCCCAAUGCGAGACAAACUCAUAUUGAGCACGCAGUCCUCCGCGUUUGUAUGCAGAGGCAACCCCCCGGCGGAAGUGGUGUCGAAGUGCGACCGGUGCUACAACAACCCGUGCGCCAACGGCGGGUCGUGCGCGGCCACGCCGGCGGGGGGCUUCGUGUGCGCGUGCGCGCGCGGCUACCACGGCGACACGUGCCAGCACCACAUCGACGCCUGCUACGGCUCGCCCUGCGCCAACGGCGUCUGCAGGGUGCUGGAGGAGGGACGCUUUCACUGUUCCUGCCUACCCGGCUACACGGGCGUGCGAUGCGAGGUCAACAUCGACGACUGCUUGAAUAACCGUUGCCUGAACAACGCGACCUGCCUCGACCACCUGGAGGGAUACUCCUGCAAGUGCGCUCCUGGGUUUAUGGGCGAAUUCUGCGAGAAGAAGAUCCCGUUCUGCACGGCGGAGUUCAACCCGUGCGCGAACGGCGCCGCGUGCACCGAUCACGGCAGCCACUACACGUGCAGCUGCCCGCGGGGGUACUCCGGGCAGAACUGCACCGUCAACGCCGACGACUGCAUCAACCACAUGUGUCAGAACGGCGCGACGUGCGUGGACGGGCUGGAGGAGUACAAGUGCGCGUGCGCAGCGGGCUACGCGGGCCGCUACUGCGAGGCGGCGCCGCACGCCGCGCUCGGCACCUCGCCCUGCGCGCACCACGACUGCGUGCACGGCGUGUGCUACCUGCCCGCCGCCGGCCUGGCGCUGCAGGACGACAUUAUGAUGGAGCGGCCGCUGCUCUCCACCGCCACCGACUACAUGUGCAAGUGUGCGCCGGGGUACUCGGGUCGCCUGUGCGAGUACCUCACAUCGCUUACCUUCAGCCACAACGACUCUCUGGUGGAGCUCGAGCCGCUACGCACCAUGCCGCAAGCUAAUGUUACUCUAGUGUUCAGCACGACUCAAACGCACGGUGUGCUCAUGUACUUUGGAGACAACGAGCAUCUCGCCGUGGAGCUGUUCAACGGGCGCAUACGCAUCUCCUACGAUGUUGGCAACCAUCCCACUUCUACCAUGUACAGCUUCGAAAUGGUCUCCGAUGGGGCGUACCACAAGGCGGAACUUCUAGCUAUCAAGAAGAACUUUACUCUUCGCGUGGAUGAUGGGCCAGCUCGCUCCAUCAUCAACGAGGGCAGCAGGGAGUACCUACGGCUGGAGAGCGCCGUCUACCUGGGCGGGGUGCCGCACGACGUCGCCGAAAAAGCCUUCGCCAAGUGGCACCUGAGAAACAUCACCAGCUUCAAAGGCUGCCUGAAGGAGGCGUGGGUGAACCACAAGCGCGUGGACUUCACCAACGCGGCGCGCGCGCAGCGCACGGCGGCGGGCUGCGGCGGCGACGACGACGCGCCGCCGCGCGCGCCGCCCGCGCUGCAGCACGACGCGCGACACACGCAGGACCCGUGUGUACCGAACCCCUGCGCACGCGGCGGCCGUUGUGUGCGCGAGGAGGGAUCCUCAUCGGACUACACGUGCCGCUGCCCGGCGGGGACCGCCGGCGCACAAUGCGAGCUUAGAGCCUCUAUUGGUGGCGCCCCAGCGAUCCCGAGCAACAAGCUGUCUCCUCGUAAACCAGUCAUCAGCAAUGUUCAGGCAUCACCAGCGGCGCCGUCUCACAAGCAGUACCCCGCGGAGCACGCGCCGGCGCAACCCACGCCUGCCAACAACGGAUGUAGGAAGGAGCCGACCCGCGAGUUCAUCGAGGAGGGCGGCUGCCGCAGCCGGCGCGCAGUGCGGGGGGCGCGGUGCGCAGCGCCGCGCGGCGCAUGCGCGCGGCAGCACUGCUGCGCGCCCAGGAAGACUAAGAAGAGGAAGAUCCGUCUGGUCUGCACAGACGGGCGGCGAUACACCAAAGACAUAGAGAUAGUGCGCAAAUGCGCGUGCGGCAAGAAGUGCGCGCGCAACAACUCGCCAUUCUUACACUGAACUGACUCUUUCCCUGUCUCUCUCUUUGUUCUAGAAUGUUUCGUUGUCCUCACCUGAGCGUAAACUUUUUUUAUUCAUCGUUUGUUAAACAACAACAGACUACGUACAGACAUGAGCAAUAUAAUGUACCCACUUUAGGACUCUGUCGCACUAACAUAUUUGAUAUUUAGUGAGACUUACAGUUCAAUUUGUCAAAAAAGUUAAUGUGACAUGGUUCCAAAGUGUAUACAUAUUAAUGCUCGUGACCGUACAAACAGACAUAACAGAACUAAAUCCUAAAGACGAACGGGGGGUCUGAAAAAGCCACAUUAUUGUUGCAAAACACCUAAAAAAGCAAUAUUGCAAUUUGACAUUUGCGUAUAUAA